AUGUCAAGAAAAAGUGUUCUCGGUACUUCGCAAGAAGAAUUUUACGAAAGAGUACUGUACGCCAGGAGUAAGCUGCUGGUUGGUGCUAAACCAGCUGUGGUAGGUGGUAAAGCAAUAACAGAAGAGGAAGCCACCGAACUUCGAGUUGUAACCUUCGGUUCAGCGUCAUGUCCACCUCGAGGGGAGUGGGUUCGGACCCCGCUGAUUAUGAGACCCCCGGACCAAACGCUCGGGUAUGGACUAUCGGCACCACGGAAUGCCGCUAGAUCUCUAUUGUCCGGACUCCAAGCUCAUAUCAUUAAGUGGUUGCUGUUCGAUUCCCGGCCACAGACAAAGGAUAAUAAGUCUGCUUUGCCUCCCGACACCUAUCUACGACCUUCCGAAGAACGCCAAGAGGAAGCGCUAUGGCGUGCCUGUAGCGAGGUCAUAUGGCGCUGCGCAGGUGGCUUCAAUAUCCAAUCUGGAAUUGAACCCAAAGCUAUUGUAGGCUUACCAAGUGAUAACAAUUAUGUACAGCAUAGCUCGCAUUAUUAUCAAGAUGGUAUCACUGAGAAGCUGCACUUGUUCGAUUUCAAGAAAUUAGAGGAUCUUCAGAUUUUUAUAAAGCGCUACCUAUAUUUGUUUCAAACUGAAGAUGGCUCUGGCGCGUUGCUUUUGUUGUAUGCUGUUGUACUGUCAAGAGGGUGUGAGAAUAUCAAAAAAGAUCUUGACGGGAAGCUACCGUAUCUAGUAUCAGCACACGUGGAAGGUUCAUUGAACAUCGUGACACUGCUUCUAACAGGACGAGCUACUCCGUACCUUCACAAUGGAGUACUAUACGUUGGAGAUGAGGAUCAUUAUGCGCUGCCACAAUUCGGUAUUCUAUCCCGCAGUCCGGUCGGUUUAUUGGUGUGGUAUGGAGGCGAUGAUAACGCGAAGGACAAUAUCAACAGACAGUACCCUGGGUCUAGGUUGAAGACACCUGCAAUGCCAAUAUGGGUGACCAGUUGUUCAGGACAUUAUGGCGUACUGUUCAAUACUAAUCGCGAGUUGCUGAGGAAUUACCACGCUGAACGGAGAUUUGACAUCCAUUAUUACACAUGCGGUGGAUGUCACGUGCUUCUAAACGUUGAUACACGUGCUCAUGAUGACUCGUCGAGCGUAUUGAGGAAUGAUGAUAUAAGUGCUACACCACUUGAGAAACUUAUACAUACUAAAUGGCAAGAUGCGAAAAUCACUUGGACGGGGAAUGCUCCAUAUGUCGGAGAACCGGCGAAGUAAAAUAUUAUCAUAUUUUGAUUAGAU
Molecule: messenger RNA, 1284 nt
Organism: Achroia grisella
Lineage: Eukaryota; Metazoa; Arthropoda; Insecta; Lepidoptera; Pyralidae
Product: inactive ubiquitin carboxyl-terminal hydrolase MINDY-4B
Exons: 11
Coding region: 1-1260 (419 amino acids)
Biological process (GO): protein K48-linked deubiquitination
Molecular function (GO): K48-linked deubiquitinase activity; cysteine-type deubiquitinase activity
Source: RefSeq, a predicted model, not a curated record